Molecule: messenger RNA, 1310 nt
Organism: Dicrocoelium dendriticum
Lineage: Eukaryota; Metazoa; Platyhelminthes; Trematoda; Plagiorchiida; Dicrocoeliidae
Source: the annotation of a GenBank genome assembly
AUGCAACCUUUUCCCUUUCAUUUUGAAGCCGAUCUAUCAAUCAUUAUCAUGGAUGCUUCGAAAAUUCAAGAGAGACUAGAAACAAAACACGCCAUUGAAACUGUCAAUAAAGUGUGUUCUGAAGAGCUUGCGGCAGUAACCACCAUCGAGCGAUUCAUACAACCCAACCUCCAAUUUUGGUCAUAUGAUCGAUUCAAUGCGCGGCUGUACUGCGUUUUGGAUACAAAAAGGAUGGUUACGGGAAAAUACGAAUUUUUUAAAAGCGAAAGUGGAACAAUAAUCCUUUCCCCUUUUAAGAAGGAAAUGUUCUCAUCAGACAUAAGCGUAAAUACGGGAAGCGUUCGAUUCGUCGUUGUUCUGCCUUCAUGGGAAGAAGACGAAAAUGGAUUCAAAAACGAAGUAAAACGAGUGCUCCCGAAUUCUGAAAUUAAUGUAUUAAUGGAGCAAGAACGAUCAUCUUAUGGCAAAUAUCGCUUCACAAUUGAUUUAAAGGAACACGGCUACGCACCAUGGGGCUACCCUGACUUUCAAAUGGAGGCACUAAACAAGCUGGAACAUCUCGUAGAAUUGCCGUUUAUGAGAGAAGCAAAAGUGGAAGAAAUUAAGUGGUACAGUCAAGAAGGUAUGCGAUUCUACGGAAUAUAUUUUGACGCUUAUUACAAAAUCAACCGAACCAUCUCAAACGGAACAUGUGAAGAGUUUUUAAACACCCUCCAGCAAAAUAUUCCGUAUACCAUAGCAUGCAGAAAAACUGGUGAGGAGAAGAGUCUUCGAUUUGCCGAAAGAUCAGUUGUAAAGCUGGAGCUGUACUUUGAUAUGCACAGUUGGUCAAAAGACAAUGAUGCUAGGAUUCAUCUCACAGUUGCUACGAAGUUAAGAACAUCGCAGCGUAAAUGUUUAUAUCCUGUUCGGAUCAGGCCCAAAACGUCCUUCUAUGAACCUAGUAAAUGUGAUGAGCCACAUGUGGGAUACUCGUUUGAUGUCUACCUAAGACGAAAGCUUAAAUACGAAAAUCAAUUCGUGGACGCUUGCAAAGCGAUAGAAGAGCAAUUAACGCUCCCAAUCGCGAACUGUACUAUCAUUACAUCAAAAACCCCAAGACAUGUACAAAUCGUGACGGGUGAAAUCAAUGAUGGUGUGUUGAAUGUACUAACUCAACUCAUGGAAGAGCUUAAUGACGAAAACAAGCCAUCCUGUACAUCCAACGUAGCCCUGCGUAAAAUAAGCAAGGAGAUACCCCAACAAUAGCUUACGCCGCGUUGUUACCUCACUUUUUCUCUGUGUCGUAAACUACACCUACUUUAGCAAAU